AUGUCAAGCACUAGCCAAGAAGGCGAAGACAGCAUUCGGCAAGGGGAAACUUGUGACGAAAAUUGGAAUGGGCCCGACGACCCGGGCAACCCGAAGAAUUUCUCUACGGCUCGAAAGGUGUUAGUUACGCUUAAUUUGGCUUUCAUGGUCUUCAUUAGUGCGUUCUCGUCCUCGGUCCUAAGUCCAGCAACCGAACAGUUAUCCGAGGAGUAUGGUAUAUCGACAGAAGUAUGCAUUCUUGCAACUGCUCUCUACGUCCUUGGGUUCGCAUUUGGCCCAAUGCUUUUUGGGCCUACUUCUGAAGUGCUUGGUCGCAAGUAUCCUCUCGCCAUUGGCAUCUUCAUCUCUGCUAUGUUCACGAUACCAGUCGCAGUAGCACAGAACCCACAAACUGUUUUCGUCUGCCGUUUCCUCGCCGGAACGUUCGGAGUUGCGCCGUUAUCAAUUGCAGGGGGCGCUCUGGCCGAUAUGUAUGACCCUCUAUCCCGUGGGAUCGCAGUCGCCGGCUUUGCGAGUGCAUCAUUUCUAGGUCCGGUAGCUGGGCCAAUAGUCGGAGGCUUUGUCACGAUGUCCCAUCUAGGUUGGCGUUGGACACAAUGGAUUACGCUAAUAGCGAUCUUGACCUUCUUGUUGAUGUUUCUCAUAAUUGUCCCCGAGACGUAUGGUCCUGUUAUAUUAUCCCGCCGGGCUGAGAAACUACGUCAUGAAACUCGUAAUUGGGCUCUCCAUGCCAAAGCUGACGAGAGACGGAUCACAGCGAAGAACAUCGGACAAGUAUACGUACUGAAACCUUGGAUCAUGGUGGUGCAAGAGCCCAUCUUGGCUCUCAUAACAUUGUAUAUUGGGUUCAUCUAUGGAUUCCUGUAUCUUUGUUUUGAAGCUUAUCCUAUAGCAUUUGAGCAGCAACGUGGAUGGAACCUAGGAGUGGGUGCUCUCCCCUUUCUUGGUAUCACCGUGGGUGUGCUUGUGGGUAUCGCGAUAAUUAUCCUCCAUACAAAAACACGAAUGCGACGCAAAACGGAGGCGCAUGGCGAAGUUCCUGAAGAACGGUUGAUACCUAUGAUUUUAGCAAGCUUCUUGAUGCCUAUUGGAAUGUUCUGGUUCGCAUGGACAUCAAACCCCCACAUAACCUGGGUACCGCAAGUGAUUUCGAGCUGCUUCCUUGGAUGUGGGAUCUUGUUGAUAUUCUUGCAGGGAUUGAACUACUUGAUAGACGUCUAUAAGAUGAACGCGAAUUCUGCUAUUGCCAUUAAUGCCAUGUUUCGUGGUGUUUUGGGUGCUGGCUUUCCUAUGUUCUCUACAUAUAUGUUCCAUAAUCUUGGAGUACCCUGGGCUAUGUCAUUGCUUGGGUUUUUCAGCAUUGCGAUGAUCCCUGUACCGAUCCUCUUCUAUAUAUACGGCGCAAAGAUUCGGAAGUGGAGUAGAUUCAGUCCUUAUUGA
Molecule: messenger RNA, 1440 nt
Organism: Hypoxylon trugodes
Lineage: Eukaryota; Fungi; Ascomycota; Sordariomycetes; Xylariales; Hypoxylaceae
Product: putative MFS transporter
Exons: 8
Coding region: 1-1440 (479 amino acids)
Biological process (GO): transmembrane transport
Molecular function (GO): transmembrane transporter activity
Source: RefSeq, a predicted model, not a curated record